GCGUCGUUUAUAAGGUCCUCGCUCGUUUAAGUUGAAUACAAAAAGCGUUUACUUGCUGAAUUAAUUUAGUAAGAAAACAGUUAUAGGAUAGUCUUAAAAUUAUUCAAGCAACGCAACAGGACAGAACGCUCGCGUUUUAAUUAUACACGCGUCUUGCUCGCGUUUUUGGAACGCCUGAUUCCAUACAGCCUCAACCAGAAGAGCACUUCAAACCGGUGAUGGAGUGGAGACCGCAGUCUUCAGUGGUUUAUGAAGCUGCUUACUCAGAAGCACAGAGAUGGAUCGAGAACCUUCCCACUUACUGGUUCUUAGUGCUUCCUGUGUUUGUCCUCGUCUCGCAGGCAGUCACUAAGAAGAAGUUUGUGAGCAGUAAUUUCCGGAGUUCUCUGGAGAAUGGACUUCUGUUGUGUGAUCUAAUAAACAAGAUCAGGCCUGGCGUCAUCAAGAAGCUAAACAGGUUAUCCACACCUAUUGCUGGCCUGGACAACAUCAGCCUCUUCUUAAAAGCCUGUGCAAAGCUUGGACUAAAAGAGGCCCAGCUUUUCCACCCAGGAGACCUUCAAGACUUCUCUACACGUGUGACUGUCAAGCACCAGGAGAGCAGCAGGAGGCUCAAAAAUGUUCUGAUCACCAUAUACUGGUUGGGCAGAAAGACACAUGCUGAUCCUUUUUAUUAUGGACCUUACCUAAAUCUAAAGGCUUUCGAGGGAUUACUUGGCAAAGCACUAUAUAAGACACUAGAGGAUUGCACAUCACUGCAGGGCAGUGUGCGAAACAGCUCUUGUAGAGAUAGCUGGUACUCAGAGAAAGAAGAGCUCUUCCCACUCCGAGACAGACACACGAGAGAAGACUCUCUAGACAGCCUCGACUCACUGGGCUCCAGAACUUACAGCACAUCCUCAGACGCUACACUCAAAGGAAGCAGCGAGGGUUGUGGAAGUGACCCUGAAGCAGAUCUGAGCUUCAUGAUGUCAGAAAAUAAAGAAUACCGCCGUUCACUGGUCAUAGCACCUAAGGCCACCACUCAGUACAAUCAGUUCCUGCCAACAAAGGACAAGCAGUCAGGCUACGUUCCAGCACCAUUACGCAAGAAGCGCGCAGAGCGAAAUGAUGACAACAGAAGAAGCUGGGCUAGCCCUUUGUACACAGAGGAUGAUGGCACUUUUACAAGUCAUGAGAGGGCAGGUUCAGACCCUUCAGCUAUCACCGCUCACCCCUCUUUGGCCUAUCAGUAUGAGAGCAGUGAUUCGGAUGCAGACCGACCGGAUCCCGACGUGGUUCUAGAUGACCUCGCUAGCCGUAGAUUUCACAGCCCCUCCCCUGUCGCUCCAACCAACUUUGCCUUACCCAUGAGCCACCUGGAGGCAACUGCUGUCCCAUGUACUACCAGGUCACAGGUGGCUGUCAGUAAUGUGUCCCGGCAGACACUGACCCAUCUCAGCAGUAAGUCACAGCCUCUUCAGAGGACUUACAGGAGACCUGCAUCGGCUGGUGUCUGCGUUUAUGAUGACUCUGAGGAAGAGGAUGAUGAGUUUGGCCAUGCCGAUCCUGUUCAAGAUGAUCUUUAUGCCCGUAAAGUAGGCCUGACGCCUCAGCCAUCUGUAACAGUGCCUUUUGAUAAAUUUCUGCCCAAAUUUUGGACACCUGAAGAGGAUGCACAUGUGAAGAAAAUCAAACUGGGCUCCCAGCGCCGGCCUUGGUACAGGAAGAUCCAAGGUUUCAGCCCCAAGAAGUCAGGUUCAUCCUCUGAAGAAUCAGACGGUGACAUCAACCCCUGGCUCUCUGUACCUACCUUCUCUCGCACUCAGUCUGAACCCCCUCCCUUUCACUCCCAUGCACCUGAAGGCCUCGCUCAGUCCAGCCUCACUUCCACACUCAGUUAUCAAACAAAACCUCUCACGGUUGCUCAGCAGACUGCUGGACUGCAUAAUUUAAAGCCCCCUGAUUUUUGGCCCAGACCAGACCCCACCUCUGGCCCCAGACUCGUAAAAUGUGCAAAGCGUCCCCUCCUUGGGCGUGAACACCCUAAUGACCCAUACAACGUUUCUGCCGACAUCCUGCCUGAUUUGGAAAAUGACGAUAUGUUCACACGUCGUACAAAAACCUUCCACUCAAGCGAUGACCUGGCCAAAUUGAAGUAUGGUAACUUCCUGUUGCCUCGCCGCCGAUCGGAGUCCGACGUCAUGGUGGUAAUUCAGCCCCGCCACGAGAGUGAACCCAUUUAUCCUGACGUUGAAAAAGACGAUGUGGUUUUUCGAAGGGUUCAACAGCAAAUCAGUCAUCGCCCCCUAUCUGGGGCCCCUGAUAACUACCACCCUGUUCCUAUUCCAGAGGCAUGGGCUUUGCCAGCAAAACUGCAGGCCAAGCUGAUAUGUGACCCAGUUGAACCCAGACAGCACAAACCCAAGCCAGAGAUUAAACACGGAGCAGAACAGCACCUGAAGGCAGAUGAUAUGCUACUUAGGAAACUAAGAGCUUCAAAUACCCAAGGAAAGGUGGAAAAAGAAGCUCUUGGUGUUUCUUUCUCUUGCAGUGAGGAAGAUCUGCAGAAAUGGCAAGCCAUCAGAGAGGCCAGCCGCGUGCGAUACCGGAAGAGGCUGAUGGUGGAGAGACUGCUCCAGAAAAGCUCUGGUAGUGAAGGGAGUAAGUCAGUGAGUGACAUGACUGAUGGUGAGAUGAACUUCAGCAACUUGCCGUUGGAGUUGCGAAUUGAAGAGAUGCAAAAGAUGCGUGCUCGCUUGAAGGAGAACGAGGAUAAGUGGCAAGAUGAUCUUACAAGGUGGAAGAAUAAGCGCAAGAGUGUGAAUUCUGAUAUUGUGAAGAAGAAAGAGGAGAGAGAGCAGAUUGAGCAGAUCACUUCAGGUGGCAUCAGGAAAUCAAAGACCUUCAAGGAAAUGCAGGAUGAGAGAGAGAGCCGACAGCAAAGCAACAGCAGGGACAGCUUUAACUCCAUCUCUGAUGAUGUCUUUGAAGAACCUGUACCCCGAAGCAGAACUCUGCCACCACGUAGCUACACCAUCGACACCCCUUACACUCCCGAGGACAAACCUUCAGUACCCUCCAUACCAUCUCUGAGAAAAAGAGAACCUGUCGCUGGCACUCUGGCAUCAGAUCAGACAGAUUUUCAUACAAGACGUGAUCGCUCCAGCCCAGAGAUCCCACUAAAAAUGAAUGACAACAUUGAGGAGAGCCAUACAACGACCCAAAGCCUUCUGGACGAUCCAGUUCCUGCGUUGUCCAGCAGCAACACCAGCCUGAUCAAACCCACCAGUGUCAGUAAAACCGGCAGCGUUCUCAGCAGCUCGGAGUUGAUUAGCAACACUAAGCCAGUCGAGAACUCCAGCGGCCCCAUUAGCUCUUUGUAUAAACCCAAUUCAAUGGAUACAAAGCAGUCUGGGCUGGAUCGAGUUUCUGCCUCCCUCCCCAGGAGCUACCAGAGAUCAGAUAGCGCAAGACUACCCUCUGUCGUCACGCCCAGGCCAUUCGGCACACAGUCCAACCGAAUCGGCUCCCUUCCCAGAGCGUUCACGGUGGACGACUCUCUUAAGCGCACAAAUGGAGAGACAGACAGACUCAAGAAAACUACAGUUUCCAACCGUUAUGCUCAGUAUAUGAAAGAAGAUGACGAUAUUUCCAAGGAAAGUCCUGUGCAAAGCAGUGAGGAAGAGGAGAAAACCCCAUCUCCUGUCCCUCCAGUCUACAGACUGUCCCCCCUGCCCAAAUCUCCAUCCCCGCUCAUCCCUUCUAAUGAGGUGGACUACAGUGAGAUGAGGAUCAGCCUGAACCAGAAACCUAACAGCAGCCGGGACUUUGGCUUUCAGAGCAACUGGGACUCCACGGGGGUCCGUGUCAAAUCUGUAGUUCCAGGCAGCCCGGCGGAGCUCGGUCAAGUGAAGGUUGGAGAUGAGAUCCUUACAGUGAACGGACACAUGGUGGCAGACAUGAGCUACACUGAGUGGAAGAACAGUCUGGAGGAGGCCUUGCAGCAGGGGAGUCUGUUUAUGGACAUCCGCAGACAUGGCAAGAAUAGUCCCUCUGAGCCAUACAUCAGCACCAGCCUGGAUUUCACAUCCCAACAAACCAAGGAUACGGUCGUGAAAACUGGGAAUGUCAGCUCACAGUCUGGCAAUAAUAAUGGUUUGAAUGGGAUAAAUGGUGGUUUCCAUGAGGAUUCAGAGGCUUCGAAUAAUAGAGAAUCCAUUACUUUGAAAAACUUAAAAAGGAGAUCAGAGUUUUUUGAACAAGGUGGAUCGGAUACGGCAAUAUCAAAUCUGCCCGUUCCCUCCAUCACUACAUCCACUACCCACUGGUCCUGGGACCCUGAAGAAGAGCGCAAACGACAGGAGAAAUGGCAGAAAGAGCAGGAGCGUUUGCUGCAGGAGAAGUACAAAAAGGACCAAGAAAAACUCGAUGAGGAGUGGAGAAAGGCACAGCAAGAGCUUGAGAAGGAGAACUUCAAAAAACAUGAGGAGGAGAUGCUGCGUUUAGAGGAAGAGAGGAGAAAAAGAAAGGAACAAGAGCGCCUUGAGGAAGAGAAGAAGAAAGAAGAAGAAGAGAGGAAAAGAAGAGAAGAGGAGUGGCUGCGUUUAGAGGAAGAGAGGAGAAAACAAGAAGAACAAGAGCGCCUUGAGGAAGAGAAGAGGAAGAGAGAAGAAGAGGAGCGGAAAAAAAGAGAACAGGAGAGGCUGCGUUUAGAGGAAGAGAGGAGGAAGAGGGAGGAACAAGAGCACCUCGAGGAACUGAGGAGGAAUAGAGAAGAGGAAGAGCGCCUCCUUCAGGAAAAAGAGAGGAAUAGAAGAGAGGAGGAGAGGAGGCGACUGGAAGAGCAGAAGAGAAAACAGGAGCAAGAUAAGGUGGACUCCUUUGGCUAUACCAAUGUUUACCCUCAAUUAUCCUACUCACACAGAUCUAUUUCCAAAUCAACUCCAGAACUUGAUGAGGUUGCAAAACCAGAUAUUAAAGGUGUGUACGGCAGACACAGGGGUUUGGCAGGAUGGCUGCUGGAAGAGGAACUGAGGCGAAAGAAAAACACUAAGAUCCAGAAAGAGCAGGCAGCAAGUGAGCUAGAGCUUGAGAGGAGGAGCAUCCUCAAUGCCAUGAAAUACAGAGAUCCAGAGAGAGCGAGCAGUGGUCUGGGUGAGUUCAGUAGAGACUAUAAGAAAGAGCCCCAGUCUCAGACUGAGGUGGAGAGGAUGCAGAUCCUUCAUGAAAUGAGAAAGAAGACUUCCUUGAACACAGACAACAGCUGGAUUCGCCAGCAGAGCGCUGCCAGUGUUACCGCCAAAGAACCAAUUGAUCUGCCCAUCAGGAGAGGCGAGUCUCUUGACAUCCUCGAUAUGCCUCAUUCCUCUUGGAGAUCAUCAUGGAGCACAUCUGACAGCACCUCGUCCAUACCAGACUUCAGCCGGCCUCAUUCGUCUCUCUCUGGCUCCUCGUCGUACCAGAGUGGUGGACGUCCAGGGUCUGCAACUCUGCAGUCAUCUCAAUCCAUGAGCUCCCUCAGGCAGCCUACACCAGAGCCAGAGCCUCGAGCUCCACCACGGAAUAGGUCAGUGAGUGGCAGGAAAAUAUGUUCGUCCUGUAAUACACCACUGGGCAAAGGAGCAGCCAUGAUCAUCGAGUCCCUGGGGCUCUGUUAUCAUUUGACUUGUUUCAAGUGCUUUAACUGCAGGUCUGAUUUGGGAGGCUCAGAAGCAGGAGCAGAAGUCAGAAUACGUAACCAACAGCUCUAUUGUAACUCCUGCUAUACUCGACUCAAAACUGGGCAGCCCACAGCCAUGUGAUAUUGCAGUACUGCAGCAGAUUGAGGAGGAACCAAUCACAGACAAGGAACUGUAAACACUAGGAACGUGUUGGAGAUGUGAUGAACAUUGGGUGAUUUAGCCAGCCUUGAUUAUUCAUUGAGCUUCUAUUCUUCUUUUUCACUUAUGAGAGGGUGAGAUUCCUAAGGUUAUGUUUAUUUGAAAGUAUUAGUAAUUGUUUGUACAAAAGGGAUGUGCAUGUACCUUGAAUAUGAGUUAUGCAUUUGAAAAGAUCAUCUUUUUCAUCAUCACUGAUUGAAUCUUCUGAUGACUUCUGGCUGGUUAACUGAUAUCUGUAUUUUCAUGAAAGUGUUUAUAGUAAUUAAUAGAAUGCUGUUUUAUUGUCAUUGCUUAUUUAGGAUUCUCCUGCAGUCUUUUCUAUAUAAGGGUUUGCUGACUAAAAUAUCCUGUUAUUCCACUUCAUCUGUGUGCCUUUUUGUGUUCUGAUGGGAAAAGAUGAUUAAGGAUAAAUCCAUUAAGACUUUGUUUAAAAGUAGGAUGGUUAGUAAGCAGCAUUCAUGAUAUACUCUUUCAUUGGUAACAUCUAUUUUAUGCAUCUGAGCUAUUUCUCUGCAGGGGGAAAAAGAUUAAUCUAGAACAAAAGCAGUGUACUCAGUAAUAAUUGUAAAUAAAAUUUUCAAACUAUUGUAACUUU
Messenger RNA from Carassius auratus (goldfish), 6456 nucleotides. RefSeq names its product LIM domain only protein 7-like. Gene Ontology annotation, biological process: regulation of signaling; regulation of cell adhesion. Bases 219 to 5783 code for a protein of 1854 amino acids. Gene Ontology annotation, molecular function: protein binding. Lineage: Eukaryota; Metazoa; Chordata; Actinopteri; Cypriniformes; Cyprinidae. The record is from RefSeq and is a predicted model, not a curated record. The transcript is spliced from 34 exons.